This is a messenger RNA of Carlito syrichta (Philippine tarsier), 984 nucleotides long. Its product is annotated as olfactory receptor 6C4-like. Gene Ontology annotation, biological process: G protein-coupled receptor signaling pathway. Gene Ontology annotation, cellular component: membrane. The record is from RefSeq and is a predicted model, not a curated record. The transcript is spliced from 3 exons. Gene Ontology annotation, molecular function: olfactory receptor activity; G protein-coupled receptor activity. NCBI's taxonomy places the organism in Eukaryota, Metazoa, Chordata, Mammalia, Primates, Tarsiidae.
AUGGCAGUAACCUUUCUGACAGAAUUUACUCUGCUGGGACUAGCAGACAUCCCAGAGAUUCAAAUUGUAAUUUUCAUACUUCUCUUCCUCACCUACAUAUUCAGCAUCAUUGGAAAUCUGAUGAUCAUCUCCCUUACACUACUGGAUUCUCACCUCCAGACUCCCAUGUAUUUCUUCCUCCAGGACUUCUGCUUCCUAGAAAUUUCCUUUACAACCACUUUUACUCCUAGGCUGCUAUUCAGCAUCUCAACUGGGAAUAAAAGCAUCAGCUUUUCUGGAUGUUUCACUCAGUAUUUCUUUGUUAUAUUUCUAGGGACCACGGAGUUUUACCUUCUGGCUGCCAUGUCCUAUGACCGCUACGUGGCCAUCUGCAAACCCCUGCAUUACACCACCAUCAUGAACAACAGGGUUUGUAUCCAGCUGGUCCUCUGCUCUUGACUGGGUAGAUUCUUAAUCAUCUUAACCCCGAUCAUCCUGACCAAUCAGCUGGAUUUCUGUGUCUCCAAUGUGCUGAAUCAUUAUUAUUGUGACUAUGGACCAAAAAAAGAAAUAUCUUGCUCAGACACAAGAUUACUAGAAUUGGUUGGCUUCAUCUUAGCAGUUGUGACGUUGGUGGUCACCCUGGUGCUGGUGAUGAUCUCCAACACAAGCAUCAGCAGGACCAUUCUGAAGAUCCCCUCUGCUCAGCAAAGGAAAAAGGCUUUUUCCACAUGUUCUUCCCACAUGAUUGUCAUCUCCUUCUCUUACGGAAGCUGCAUCUUCAUGUACAUAAAACCCUCGGCAAAAGGAGUUGCCUUCAAUAAGGGAGUAACUGUGCUCAAUACCUCAGUUGCUCCUUUACUGAACCCGUUCAUUUACACUCUAAGGAAUAAGCAAGUAAAACAAGCCUUUAAGGUUGUGGCUAGAAAGAUUGUCUUUCGUGAACAUAAAGACCUCAAACUCAAUGAAAAUUCUGGACAAUAUGCAUUAAAUUCUUCCCCAUGA